Molecule: messenger RNA, 1005 nt
Organism: Papaver somniferum (opium poppy)
Lineage: Eukaryota; Viridiplantae; Streptophyta; Magnoliopsida; Ranunculales; Papaveraceae
Exons: 2
Coding region: 1-1005 (334 amino acids)
Source: RefSeq, a predicted model, not a curated record
AUGGGUGCCGGGAAAGAAUUAAGUUUCAAGGAAUUGUAUGGCGAGGACACUAAAUCAUACACUGACUUGAGAUGGUGGUGUGAAGCCGUGAAGAAACACGAUCCAGGUAGUAUGGCUGAUUUAGUUGUUGAAGGUGGCGAGUUUAAGAGAAUACUUACCCUGGCAUAUGGUAUCGUAUCAGCUGAAACUGUUGAGAAUUGUCAUUGGUUCUUGAAGAAACUAGAAUCUAUCUUGGGUCCUCGUGUACUAACUUUUAUUUCGGAUCACCAUGAGGGUUUGAUCCAAGGGAUUCGUGAUGUUUUCCCAACUUUCUAUCAUGUUUGGUGUUACCAGCAUUUGAAGAAUAAUGUCCGUAGUAAGACCAACAAGAAAAAGGGAGAGCAUUGUGCUGCGAUGGGUUUGUUCAAAGAAUGUUUCUAUUCAUCGACUCAUGAAGGCUUUGAUCAGGGUAUGCAAAAGUUGAAGGAUAUGGGAUGUGAUGGUCUUCACAAAUUCUUGAGUGAGAUUCCAGUGGAAUGUUGGUCCAAUGCACAUUGUCUGGGCUGUCGUUACGACGACAUGUGUUCAAACAUUGCAGAGUCCUUCAACUCUUGGAUCAAGGAAGAAAAAGGUAUGCCUAUUGCAAUACUUGUUAACUGGAUCAGACUUAAAAUUAUGGAACAGAUGAGUGCAAGGAAGAGGAAGGGGGCGACGUAUAAAGGAUUCAUUUGUCCCAGGCUAGAGAAAAAAGUGUUGGCUUCCAUUCGUGUUGGUGUCCAGUGGAUAAUAACCAAGUCUGGUGACAUGGAGUGGGAAGUUUUUGAUGGAAAGCACACGCAUGCUGUUAAUAUUGCGAGGUUUCAGUACAGCUGUAGGGUUUGGUUUACUGAGAAGUUCCCUUGCGAUCACGCUAUUGCGUGUAUGCAUUCAAAUAACAUCAAUGUUUACGAGUACAUUAAUCUGUAUUUCAGCAUUGCUAGAUUCCGUGCUUCGUAUGAUCGUCCUAUCAAGCCCAUUCCUGAUUAA